This is a messenger RNA of Populus euphratica (Euphrates poplar), 914 nucleotides long. RefSeq lists its product as uncharacterized. The coding region runs from base 382 to 717 and encodes 111 amino acids. NCBI's taxonomy places the organism in Eukaryota, Viridiplantae, Streptophyta, Magnoliopsida, Malpighiales, Salicaceae. The record is from RefSeq and is a predicted model, not a curated record. The transcript is spliced from 3 exons.
AUAACAAAUCAGAUUAUUUCAAUUUAUAUAUGUUAAUUUGUUUAACUCAUUAUUUUGGAAAUUCAUAAUUAAUAGUAAUUAUAUGUUUCCGGCAACAUUUGUUUAGGCGCCAGAAUAAAAUAACAAAUCAGAUUAUUUCCAUUUCAAUGUUCUCAUUUCGUUUUCUUCAUUUUAUUAAUAAAGUGAUUUUAUUAAUCCACGUGGAUCAUGAGUCUAGUCAACAUUGAUGCCUUCGUGCCUAUGAAAAAUUUGGAAUAAAUGAUUAAUAUUAGAUAUUUGCUUCUAUUAACUGAUAACUACUCCAUUUUCUGACAAUAAAUUGAUUGAUGUUUCACCGCAAUCUUCAACGAAAACAAAAAGGAGGAGGGAGAAGAAUAUUUCAUGGCUACAGAAAAAUAUCUGGGAGGUAUUGGAGCCAGGUCAGGGGAUGAGUUGGAGCAGCUAAAAGAAUAUCGCGAGGCUAGAGACAAAUAUGAGGAAGGUAUUGCAGCCAUAUCAGGUUCGAGUCCCGAGGAGAGGUUGAAAGAACUUGAAAAGAUUGUGGCAGAUACAGAGCAUGAUCUUGAGCGUAAAAAGCGAGAGCAUGAACACGAAGAGCGAGUGCUUAAGCGAGUGCUUCAGUACAACAAGCGAGAUGUUGUGCAAUUGAGAUCUUCUUUAACAGCAUCAGCUCCACAGCAAGGAAUUGAUUCACUUCGAAGAAGUUUGCCAGCAUAAUCUGAUGAUGAGUUCACUUUAAUUAUUUAAGUGAAUUAACUAAAAUAAGUUCGUACUGGCAAUAAUAUUGUUGGGCUUCAUCUUACAUGCAUGUAUUGAAAAAAUUGCAUUGACGACCAUCUUCUUAUAGAGUCAAUUCUUGUCUUGUUACUGUUAAUGGAAGAGCCAUAACAUCAUCAAGUGCUUAUGAUGACCCA